This is a messenger RNA of Pseudoliparis swirei, 2208 nucleotides long. RefSeq lists its product as uncharacterized. The record is from RefSeq and is a predicted model, not a curated record. Lineage: Eukaryota; Metazoa; Chordata; Actinopteri; Perciformes; Liparidae. The coding region runs from base 320 to 2107 and encodes 595 amino acids. The transcript has 19 exons.
CACGGAGCCACAUCUGGAAGCAAUGAGGCCGCAUUCCUGGUUUUAAAAGACUCGCUGGUUCAAAGCGUCGCUCUCAGGGAAAUGAGCUGGAGGACGUGAGCAGCGGCCGGUCGGCGUGGCGACGGUAGAGAUCCUCUGACUCCAUCACAUCUUCUCCAGCUGCUCGCUUUCAAUCAUUCAUUCACAUGUAAUCAUCAUCAUCAUCAUCAUCAUCGUCGUCAUCGUCUGAGCGCCAGCAUUGCGACACGCGUCCCGCCGCCCUUUGCCCGCCCGUUGGAGCCUUAUAAAGCGGAGCGGCGAGAGCGUCCUCACGAGCAGCAUGGAGCGCAGCGCACCUCUACGAGCUCUGGCCUGGCUGCUGCUGCUGAGCGGCGGCUCCGGGGGACGCGUAGCACCAGGGCUGAAGAUGGACCAGGCGCUGCUCACCUUCCACAACCAGCUGACUGAAGAGCUGCAGGUGCUCUACACCUCAGACUACUGCUACAAGUGUGUGUACCAGCCUCUGCUGGCGGUGAAACCCAACAACAACAACACGUCCGUGGUGGUCAGCACUCGGUUCUCUCUGAGCCUGCGGGUGGAUUCUCAGGUUGGGGGUGCAACUCUGUGCAGGUGGAGUCAGACCUAUGGAGAGGGGGGUCGCUACUCCGUCCGGAUCCAGGUGUCUGAGGCCGCCGCUCAGCCCAGCUGCACCCACGCCGUGGACACGCCGCCGCGCAACGCACACCUGCCUCUUCUGGCUGCAGCUCUCUCGCUGGCCCUCCUCGCCCUCUGCUUCGUGGCGGCGCCGUACGUCUACAGGAGGCGGUGCACAGCGCAGUGCAUGAAGGCCGUGAGCUGCCAGGGCCCGCAGUACUCACUGGAUGAUGACGCAGCAGAGGCUCCUGAAGCUGAGCUCAUCGCCGCGAAGCCCAAAUCCUCCCGUCUGCUCUCCUUGGACACGUUCCGCGGCUUCGCCCUGACGCUGAUGGUGUUUGUGAACUACGGAGGAGGAGGCUACUGGUUCUUUCAACAUGCACCAUGGAAUGGUCUCACUGUGGGAGAUCUGGUCAUGCCAUGGUUCGUGUUUGUCAUCGGCACGUCGGUGGUGUUGGCCUUCAGGUCCAUGCAGAGGAGAGGAGUCAGCCGGCGGCAGCUGCUGCGCAAGAUAAGCUGGAGGACCGUCGUCCUGGUGCUGCUCGGCUUCUGCUUCCUGAACUACUCUCCACGGGACGGCCCACUGUCCUGGUCCUGGCUGAGGGUCCCUGGGGUGCUGCAGCGUCUGGGCUUCACCUACUUCGUUCUGUCUCUGCUGCAGACUUUCUGGGGCCAGAAAGAAAUCCCUCUGGGAGCGACUCCCUGGUGGGAACCGGUCCAGGAUGUGGUCCUCUACUGGCCUCAGUGGCUGAUCGUCAUCCUGCUGGAGACUCUGUGGCUGUGCCUCACGCUGCUCAUGCCCGUCCCCAACUGCCCCACAGGGUAUCUGGGAGCCGGGGGCAUCGGGGAUGACGGUCUCUACCCAAACUGCACUGGAGGAGCAGCCGGAUACAUCGACGGCUGGAUGUUCGGGAACAACAUGUACAGAUACCCCACAUGCCAGGAGCUGUACCGCACCACGCAGCCCUUCGACCCUGAAGGUCUUCUAGGGACCAUCAACUCCAUCGUCAUGGGCUUCCUGGGGAUGCAGGCCGGGAAGAUCAUCGUCUCCUACAAGGGGAAGGACGUCCGCAUCCUCUGCCGGUUCCUGGCGUGGGCCGUCCUCCUGGGAAUCUCUGCAGCCAUCCUUUCUAAGUGCACGCGAGACGGAGGAUUUAUACCUGUCAAUAAAAACCUUUGGUCCCUGUCCUACGUCACCUGUAUGGGCUGCUCCUCCUUCCUGCUGCUGGGGGCCAUGUACUACGUCAUCGAUGUGAAGCGCUGGUGGGGCGGGCAGCCCUUCCUCUACCCAGGCAUGAACUCCAUCUUUGUGUACGUGGGCCACUCCCUGCUGGGCUUCUACUUCCCGUUCAGCUGGGAGAUGAGCUCCCAGCACAGCCACUGGGAGCUGCUGUUCCAGGGCCUGUGGGCCACUGGGCUGUGGGUGCUGGUCUCCUACCUGCUGUUCAGGAAGAGCUUCUUCCUGAAGAUAUAAGCGGGAUGACCCGUCUCCUGUUUCCUCCAUGUUGCAACGUUCAAAUGGUGUGGAUGUUAAACGAUGAUCAUGAGCUCAGUAAUAAAUCUGUUAUAGCUUCA